UGUCGUCUGAGCCUCAUUUCUCGUAUCUUAGGCCGAUUUCACGCUAGGUUGUUCUUGUUUGUGAUAUUUCAGGUCCUAGUACAUGAUUGGAGGUUUGGGAACGAGUUCGGGGUCGAUUGGACGAAAGUUGGACGUUUGGCGAGAAGCUAAGGAAACCACACGACCAGACCUAGCAGCCACACGACCGUGUGGCGUGGCCGAGUGGAAUCCCAUUACGCGGGCAAGACCACACUGGCCGUGUACUGGGUCCCUUGAGGGCGUGUGAAAAUUCCAGGGAAGUCACACGGGCAAGCAAGUAUUCUACACGGUCGUGCAGCUCUGGCCGUGUAGCAUUCGUGGAGACACUUAAUUGAAAUGUCGCAUUUUGACGCUCACACGAGCAAACUGGGAUUCCACACGGCCGUGUGGUCGGGAAAUUCUGGGGUUUAACACAAUUUCGAGCCUAAGGAGAGGGAAUCGAGUUUUGGAGCAAAAAACAGAGCUUUAGAGAGAGAAAGUGUGAAGAACAAACCCUAGGAGCUAUUUGGAGUGGAUUUCUCACCAUUGAAGCCCAGAUUGCAUCUCCAAGAGUGAAGAUCGACAUCCAAGAGCAGAUUAUCGUCAUCUUUUUGAGUAUGAGUACUCUGAUUUCUGUUUUCCUCUCUCUCUCUCUCUCUCUAUGGAGUAGAACCUUCUCUCAUUUGGGUAUGAAGAACCCUAGUUCCAUGUGUUAGGAAUCUUGAUUGUAAUGACUUGUGAUUGAUAUACUGAUUGGUUAUAAUCAAUUGAUGCAUGAUUCGUUGAGUCAAUUGAAGUGUGAUCAUCUUUUCUUGAUUUCUGCUGCAACCUGAGAUAGAUAGAAUCUAAUUAGGUUGUUAGAGCUUCAUCAAUCGGUAGUGGUAGAUUGAUUAUACGAGAGUGAAUCGAUUUACUGCUUUGUACUGGAAUCCAAUUCCAGCAGUGGAGUUCUGUGUUUAUUGCCUCAGCAGUCUAUCUCGGUGAAGGUUAGUCUCCUGCCUGAGAGGACUUGGUCAGCUUAAGAGAUAAUUAACUAAAUUUAACAUAACAUCUACACCACCAAACCACAACUCUUUUGUUGGGACAAUUACAUAUUGACAAAGUUUUAGCUCUUGAACGCUAACAAUCCUCAAUAACUUUGAACAACCAUAACUUUGUGCUCCAAAAUCAGAACGUCAUUAAUUUUUUUUUUCAUUUCGCAUAACUUUUGAAGAACUACAAUUUUUACUAGGAAGAAAUUAUUAAAAUAAGAAUUAUUAUUGGAUAUACAGGGUUUUGAGAAUAAUGUUACCUUCCCUUUUCACAAUUCCACGUACAUUCCAAAAUUAUGUCUAUGAUAAAAGUUGUAGUCCUUAAAAAGUUAUGCGAAAUGAGGAAAAAAAUCAUAACGUUCGGAUUUUGGAGCACAAAGUUAUGGUUGUUUAAAGUUAUUGAGAGUUUUUAGUGUUCAAUGAGUAAAACUUUGUCAAUAUAUUAUUGUUUUAAGAGAAAAGUUGUAAUUGAGUGGUGUAGAUGUUGUGCCAAAUUUAGUUAACUAUUUAUUAUAUGAGUUCGAACCACCACUCCCACAACUUGUAGCUUUUUUAAUCUCUACUAAAUAAAUAAAAAUUCAAAUGAGAUGGUGGUUAUUCGAACCCAGGACUUCUUGCACACAAUAAACAACUAAACCAAUUGUGCAAAGACCACUUAUGACAUUUAUUUGGAAAAAACCAUAUAUAUAUAUAUAUAUAUAUAUGGUUACGACUCGUAUGCUCCAGGCGCAUAGCAUGCUCCAGCAGGACGAGCAGAACACUACAUCCACCAUUGCUGACUCGGAACUGGAAGAAGACGGUGUGGAUUCGGCAGGCGAGGAGGGCCCGGUGGCUUCCUACGCCGCCGCCGAAGAUGGGGAUGAUGCAAUUGAGGCGCAGGAGCCGUCGGAGGACGCCAAAGUGUUCGUCGGUAACUUGCCGUACGAUGUGGAUAGUGAGAAAUUGGCUAUGCUCUUCGAGCAAGCUGGAACUGUAGAGAUUGCUGAGGUCAUUUACAACAGGGAGACUGAUAGCAACCGUGGUUUCGGAUUUGUGACCAUGAGUACUGUUGAAGAAGCUGAGAAGGUUGUCGAUAAGUUCAACAGCUAUGACAUGGGAGGGAGGUUCUUGACAGUUAACAAAGCUGCUCCCAGAGGAUCAAGGCCGGAGCGGGCUCCCCGUGUGUUCGAACCUGGUUGCAGAGUCUACAUUGGGAACCUACCAUGGAGUGUCGAUGAUUCUCGCCUCGAGCAAGUCUUCAGCGAGCACGGCAAGGUCACAAAUGCUCGAGUAGUGUAUGACAGGGACAGCGGCCGCUCACGUGGGUUCGGGUUUGUGACAAUGGCUGAUGAGACGGAGAUGAACGAUGCCAUUGCCGCUCUUGAUGGACAUUCUCUUGAUGGGAAAUGGUUUCCUGAAAGAGAACUGGAAUUCAAUUGACCUAAUGGUUCUGUAUGUCCUUCAUCCGGCAUCACGCAAUCGCGAAACAACCCGGGGACUAGCAGGCGUCAUCUCCCCAAGGGCAGAAGAUUUCAACAGAGACAUAGUAAUAGUAGCAGUAAAGGUGGUUUUUUUGGCAACUCGUUGGAAGAGGUUCAUAUUAUAGGCAGGGGCAACUUUGUAGGCCGUUCUCCGAGACAAGUGUCAAGUAAACUAUUUCAAGAUGAAACGAGUAAUCAAAGACCAGGUCUCUGAAACACCAGUUUAGCCACUUGCAUUGUGCUCUGACCAAAUCGGAGCCGGCAGGCGAGCAAAAAAUCUCUUGUUCCAUAUCGAUCUGAUUCUUCUGUUGAUCAUUAGAUAUGCUUCACCACAUAUCAAGUCAUUCACUUUAUGGUUAUUCCCAUUUCACUCUUCAAUUUGAAUGUUUUAAUUUAGCGAUUUUACUGCUUUAUAACUCUUAUGACUGCUGUUGUCAUCAGGUUUACUGCUGAAUCAAAAUCCUAGACGGGA
This is a messenger RNA of Linum trigynum, 2960 nucleotides long. The record is from the annotation of a GenBank genome assembly. NCBI's taxonomy places the organism in Eukaryota, Viridiplantae, Streptophyta, Magnoliopsida, Malpighiales, Linaceae.